AUACCUGCUUUAACCCAGCCGGUGGUGGAGUGUGUUUGUCUGCUUCUCACCCCUGCUGAUGGAUGCUUUCACUAGCAAUCUCCUUGGAUGGCUCUGUGUGGGUGUCACUACGCUUUUUGGGGUGUCUGUGUUCUACACAGCCAAGAGGAGCCCGGCAGAGAAAGCAAACCUGCUGCUCUGGAGCCUCCUUCCCACCUUGCUGGGGCUGCUGUGUGUGGCUAUGCUGGGCACUGGUGGGGGGCUGGUGGUGUUUUGCACCAUGUGCCUCAUCUCUGUGUACCUGGGCAACAGGGCGCUGCUGCCCGUGGGCGACAAAGCUGUCCUCAUCACAGAAAUGCAAGUUUGGACACCUCUGACAGCUCACACAUCUGAGGAGGCUCUUCUUGGUCUCUAUUUGAUCCAGACCGGAAGUGACACUGGAAUUGGACACGCCCUGGCUAAACACCUGGAUGACUUAGGUUUUGUUGUGAUUGCUGGAGUUUUGAACAAGGAUGGACCAGGAGCCGAGGAGCUGAGACGGACCUGUUCUCAGAGACUCUCUCUCCUGCAGCUGGAUGUAACCAAUGCCACCCAAGUCAAGGAAGCCUAUCUAAAAGUCUCAGCGAAGGUGCAAGAUACAGGACUCUGGGGAGUUGUGAACAAUGCAGGCAUCCUGGGCUUACCUGCUGAUGGUGAGCUGAUACCCAUGAGCACAUACAGGCAGUGCAUGGAGGUGAAUUUCUUUGGGGCUGUAGAACUGUCCAAGACCUUCUUACCAUUACUUCGGAAAUCCCGGGGGAGGCUGGUUAACGUGUCCAGCAUGGCAGGAGGCAUUCCACUACCAAGAUAUGCUGCAUAUGGUGCAUCAAAAGCAGCUCUGUCCAUGUUUUCUGGAGUAAUGAGGCAAGAGCUUUCCAAAUGGGGAGUUAAAGUUGCUGCAAUUCACCCGUCAGGCUUCCGAACAGGUAUACAAGGCACAGCUGACCUGUGGGCUAAGCAAGAAAAGGAGUUGAUAGAGAACCUCCCAGCAGACACAAGGCAAGACUAUGGCGAGGACUACCUUCUGGAGCUAAAGAGCUACCUCCUGCACAUGCCUCUGUACUGUGAUGCCAACCUCUCCCCCGUGCUGGGGGCUAUCCUGCACGCUUUGCUGGCCAAGAGACCGCAGGGGCUGUACACUCCUGGCAAAGGGGCUUACAUGCCCCUCUGCAUCUUCUGCUACUUUCCUCUCUGGGUCUAUGACUUCUUCAUUAGUAAGAUGCUGAGUCCUAAGUCUGUCCCACGGGUGCUAAGAACAUCAGAAGCUGCAAGCAAGGAUCUCUAAGACAUCUGUCAGCAUUUGUCUUAUUUGGGGAUAUCUGAGGAAAAAAACGACUUUAAGGCACUGCCUUUUGUUGUGUUGUCAAAUUGCAUUCACACUGCCUUGCAAACAGAAGCAAAUCUUUGUGUUAAGAACGACAUUCAGGAAAAGCAGGUGGCUAAACAGAGAGCUGUCCUCACAUAGGGUGUUUAUAGAGGAGCUCCAGUGUUUACCUGAUGGUUUUGUAUCCUGCCUUCUGUGUAAGGUAUCUCAUGCAGUGGCAUAAUUCCUUUCUGCUUCAAAAGGUACCACAUAGGCAGCUGCAUCAUCUGAUGUGUUUUGUUUGGUUGGUGGUUUUCUUUGACAAAACAAGUGCUUGGGGAUCAGCCACCUCACUGAACAUUAUAAGGAGUUACUUGUGUUCUUAUUGGAGACUUUCAGAAAGGUCUCCUGUGAAUCUUUCCCAUUGCAGCUUCAGUCUAAAAAGUGUAAAGUUUGGAAUUUUUUUUUUUUUUGAGUCCUGUUGCUGUUGGAGCUGAGAAAUGAUUGAAAUGUUUGACCUUUUCCCACCCCCUGAAUUUUGUGAAGUGUAGUUGUGAUGUUCAUAAUGUAUCUUCUUUUGCCAAGUGAAGAGAUGUAGAUUAGUUGGGGGUGGGGGAAGAACAAUGACAGACCAAGACCUGCAUGAAGAAGCAUUCAGUAUUAGAACAAGUACUAGUAAGUAUACCAGAGGGUAAGUUGAUGUGACUGUCUUGGUCAUCCUGUGUAUGUGCCUGUGCUUUGUUAAUUAUUAGUAAACUCUGUUUUCACUA
Molecule: messenger RNA, 2091 nt
Organism: Pogoniulus pusillus (Red-fronted tinkerbird)
Lineage: Eukaryota; Metazoa; Chordata; Aves; Piciformes; Lybiidae
Gene: HSD17B2
Product: hydroxysteroid 17-beta dehydrogenase 2
Exons: 6
Coding region: 59-1303 (414 amino acids)
Biological process (GO): steroid metabolic process
Cellular component (GO): intracellular membrane-bounded organelle
Molecular function (GO): testosterone dehydrogenase (NAD+) activity; estradiol 17-beta-dehydrogenase [NAD(P)+] activity
Source: RefSeq, a predicted model, not a curated record